Mollisia scopiformis is the source of this 984-nucleotide messenger RNA. RefSeq names its product 6-phosphogluconate dehydrogenase C-terminal domain-like protein. Gene Ontology annotation, biological process: pantothenate biosynthetic process. The record is from RefSeq and is a predicted model, not a curated record. Lineage: Eukaryota; Fungi; Ascomycota; Leotiomycetes; Helotiales; Mollisiaceae. The annotation marks the transcript as partial. The transcript has a single exon. Gene Ontology annotation, molecular function: 2-dehydropantoate 2-reductase activity; NADP binding. Gene Ontology annotation, cellular component: mitochondrion; cytoplasm.
AUGGACCAGAGAAUCUACGUGCUUGGUCUUGGAAACCUGGGCCGAUUAUACGCACAUGCUUUAGCCAUACCGCCAAAAACACCACCUAUCACUCUACUCCUCCACCGCAGAAACUUACUCGAGGACUGGGACAAAGCGGAACGAACUAUAACGGUGUCGACCAAAAGGGUCUCAAAUUUCCUCUCUGACAUUCCUUCCACUUCUACUGGCUAUGACGUCGAGCUUAUUGAGAAAGAAGAUACCAGUGGGCAGCGAAUACAGAAUCUUAUUCUUGCUACCAAGGUGUCAAAUGUGGUCGAAGCUCUGAAACCAAUAGCCCACCGGCUAGACCAUAACUCAAUCAUUCUCUUCACUCAGAACGGUAUCCCCGACUUGUCAACGGUCUCCCAUCGCUUCUUCGACCAAGGAAAACAGUUUGGUGUUGACUGUCCAACUUACCUGCUCGCUAUUACUUCUCACGGAGUAUAUUCUACUGGACCCUUCUCCUCGAUCCUGGCCGGCCACGCGAACGUUUCCAUUGGUCUAGCUCCUUACGGCGCCAACAAGGCUAUAAGCCCGCAAGCACAGUAUCUUGUCGACAAGAUCACUUCUUCUCCUUUGCUAAAUGCGGAAGCCGUUUCUCAAAAGGAGCUCCAGAUCAGACAGAUGCAGAAAUUGGCGAUAAAUUCAACGAUCAAUCCCCUAACCGUGAUCUUCCGACGCAAAAAUGGAGACCUAUUCAAACACAAACCCAUUCUUGAGCUUAUGCGUGUACUCUUAUCGGAAAUACACGAAUUCACUCGCAGGGCUGCAUUAGAGAGACCCACGUCCGAUGUUCAUCUCAAGUUUGAUGCCGCCGAAGUAGAAGAGCACUUUUCAACCGCAGUUCUUGAGCAGAUCGUUCUAUCAAUAGCAGAGAAAACAGCUCAGAACACAAGCUCAAUGCUUCAAGAUGUCCUGGCCGGACGAGAAACGGAAAUCGAUUAUAUUAACGGUUGGUUUCUC